GGCGAGGUGUUUGGUGUGUCAGACAGCUUGGAUGUAAGCAGGAGGAAAUGACUCAGAGACUGAAAAUGAUGAGUUUCUGAACGCUUGCUAAGGGAGGGGUAAGAAGAACAUGUCGCCAUCAGCAUAAGUUACAGUAAAAGCACGUAACUGCCUCUGCUCGGUGGGCGCAGCGCCUGGCGCGGGGCCAUUUUGCGGGCGAGCCACGGCUGCCCUCCAAGCCCGCCCGCCCCUGCGGUAGGUGCGGGCGGCGGGCUGGGGCGCUGCCGGUGUCCCCGGGCGAGGCGGGAGCGGAGCGGAGCGGAGCGGGGCGGGCGGCGGCGGGGCGGCCCGGCGCGAGGUGCCCCCCGGCGGGAGGAGCCAGGCGGGGCGGCCCGCAGCCCCUCGCCGCUUUCCCCCGGCGGCGCCCGGCGUGCGCGCCGCCCUCGCCCGCUGAUGCAAUCGGAGCCCGCAAGCAGCGGCAGCAGCGGCGGCAGCAGCGGCCCCGGCGGCGCCCGCAGGCGGAUCGGCCGGCCCUGAGCCCGCGCAGCGCCGCCGCGCCGGGGGGAGAGCCGCGGGGCUCCGCAGCGCUGCCCGAGCCCGAGCCAGCGGCUACCCCGAGAGCCCGCGCCGCCGCGGCACGGAAGCGCCCGUCGCCAGCAUGAGCAAGGGCUGUCAGAAUGAAUGCACGGCUGGAGGAUGCUCAGAAGAAACAGCAAAGUAUAUGACUGAGUCUUUCAAGGCUUCAGACUUGAUUAUCACCCCAGCUACAACUUUCAAGGAAAAACCAGAUCCCAGUGGUUUGGUAUUUGGAACUGUGUUCACUGAUAAUAUGCUGACAAUUGAAUGGUCCUUGGCUUCAGGAUGGGAGAAACCUUAUAUUAAGCCGCUUGAGAACCUUUCAUUGCAUCCAGCCUCCUCAUCUCUGCAUUAUGCCAUCGAACCAAGAGGACAGACAGAGGAGAAUCUGGUGCCAAUGCUGUGGCUCAAUGAAUACACAUUGUUUGAAGGAAUGAAGGCUUACCGAGGAGUAGAUGGUAAAAUCCGCCUGUUCCGGCCAACCCUCAACAUGGACAGGAUGGCACGAUCAGCAAGACGAGCAACUCUGCCAUCUUUUGACCAGAAUGAGCUGUUAGAGUGCAUCCGGAAGCUUGUGGAAGUGGAAAAGGAGUGGGUCCCGUACUCAACAACUGCCAGCCUGUAUAUCCGUCCUACCCUAAUUGGAACUGAGCCAUCCCUUGGAGUGAAGAAGCCAACUAAAGCCCUACUGUAUGUCAUACUGAGCCCUGUGGGCCCUUACUUUUCAAGUGGAAGCUUUAAUCCAAUAUCCUUAUGGGCAGAUCCAAAAUAUGUAAGAGCCUGGAAAGGAGGAACAGGGGACUGCAAACUAGGAGGGAAUUAUGGUUCUUCUAUUUAUGCCCAGCAAGAAGCCCUGGAGUUAGGCUGUCAGCAGGUUUUGUGGCUCUAUGGAGAAGAUCACCAAAUAACUGAAGUUGGAACAAUGAAUCUGUUUCUCUACUGGAUAAAUGAAGAUGGAGAAAAUGAACUGGCAACGCCACCUUUAGAUGGCAUCAUCCUUCCAGGAGUGACAAGACAAAGCAUUUUGGAUUUGGCACGUAACUGGGGAGAAUUUAAAGUGUCUGAGCGAUAUAUCACCAUGAGUGACCUGACAACUGCCUUGGAAGAGGGCAGAGUAAAGGAGAUGUUUGGUGCUGGAACAGCUUGUGUUGUAUGCCCCAUCUCUAACAUUUUAUAUAAGGGCAAGCAUUUGCACAUUCCAACUAUGGAGAAUGGACCUCAGUUAACAACCCGUUUCCUGAACAAGCUGAGUGAUAUCCAGUAUGGAAGAGAAGACAGCGACUGGGCAGUGCUGGUGUCAUGAAAGUGGAAGAGUUCAGACCCUCCAGACAGAACAGACAUGAAUAACAACAACUUCUGUAGCUGCCUGUGUGUAGCAUAGUUUCUAUAUCAGUUUGCUCCCCAGGAUGAUUGUUUCCACAAUCCGGUGAAUGUGAACACAAUCAUUUUGAUUUUUACUGUAAUCCUGUUGGUAGAAGCCUGUCUUCUUGGUAGAGGUGCUAAAUAUUAGCAAUAGAACUUACCUAAUGGUUUUCUUAGUGCCUCCUUGUAUCUUAUGUGGUCUGAAAACUUGUAAAAUGCUCUUCAACUGCUCUUCAGUUUGAUUUGUUUUAACUGCCAUCACCAGCAGAGCACAUCAUAUAGCACAAGGACGCUGCCUGCUAGCUGGCCGCAGGGUUCUAUUGACAUUAUUCUGCCUUUUGCUCUGUGUUCAGGAAACAAGUUUAGCCACACAUUCUUUUUUUUCAUAUUCUGCUUGUAUGGGAGAUUCCUGCAUUUGCAUAGCCCUCUAGAUUCCCCUGUGCAUAGCCUCUCAAAUAACAGCUCUGUCCUUUAGGCCAAAUUUCUGAAUCGAUCUAGUCUGCAAUACACUCCCUAUUGGCCUAUUGCCUUUCCCUCCAUAGGGAUAUGCAGUGGCUGCUUGGGCAGUGCGUACCUCUUUAACAGUUGAAUACAUCCUUCCAUAUGUGAUUUACAGGGCUGGGUCAAGCCCUGCUGAGACAAGAAUUACCUUUUGUCUGGCCUAGCACAGAGCCGGGCACACGGACAGUGUUGCCUUCCAGGCAAAUGUCUAGAAAAUAAGAUUAGACAACUGUGGCUGUGAAAGUUGAACCGCUCUUCACAGCAACCAAACCUUUGGGUGGAGGAAUUUCUUUCAUCAUUCAGUCACAUGAUUUAGAUCAGCAAAAUGUUUUUCUUGUCCCUUUCACCACUCCGUAUGAAAUCUAUUCAGCGUCCAUUGACACGUGUACUUUAAUAAGAGCCUUCCUAUUAAGGAACAAGCUGUGUUGUCAACAGAAAAUAUCUAGCAAAAUAAGGAAAGAUAUUUCAUUUAAACCGUGGUUUCAUUCUGUUUAAGCGCAUACUUCUUCAUACACCGCUACUCUCUCACAUGCAGUCUUGGUACUAUUGGAAGCGAUAUAAAGCAUGUAGCCCACAGUUAGGGAACAUUCACUAACAAUCAUACUGUAAUAUUUAUUAGCUUUCUCUUUUUGCACACAGCUUUGUUGAACAGCUUUAAGAUACCUCUUGCCAAAAAGGAUCACCGUAUCAAUGUUCCAAAGUGCUACUUCAGUGUAAAACUGGUGAAACUUUACUGACACUAAUGGAGUCCUAUAAGGAGUAAAAGUGAAACAUUUAUUGCCAUAGUUUCCAGUAGAGAUGCACCAGUAUGAAGGGACAUUUUUAGCACUUUAUUAUUUUUUUUAAGACACAAGAAUAUCUCUCCCAUGCUUUAUAAAUCUUUGUAGUUAUUGGCAUAUGUUAUCAUAGCUUAAAAAGGCAAAAUAUAAUUUCUAAUAGACCAUCCAUGCCUUAUGCAACUGCUAAAAAGUAGCCUUAUGGCUUUCCUGUUCAUUUUUUGUCAGAUUUUAAAGACAACCCCUGCUUAGCUAUCCUUUCUUUUGCUCCCUCACAUCAUGACUUUUACUAUCUUUCACUGCAGUCCAAUUUAAUCUUUUAAUGAAGAACAGUUGAAGGUUCUCUCUGACAACGUAACCAUUGUUAAAAUUUGUUGGAUAGUUUUCUCUUUAGAAUACAGCUGCAAGCACAAAAUGUUGUUUCACUUACAGUAGCAAUAGUAUUGUGUGUCUGCUUUUCUGACCAUUUGAAUCUGUAUCAUGUGCUGGUCUUCGUUCAGUAUCUUACUAUGUAUCGUAAGCUGCUCGUAGUCUUUCUUUUAUUUAAUUAGAUAGGUGGUAAAACUAACAUGGGGAAUAUGUCAAGAUGCGAUGUGGGGUAGAGAGUUUUAUCCAAUGGGACAAGUAUCAUAACUAAAGAGUGCCUUUAACUAGAGUGUGGCAUGGAGCUCUCUGAAGAGUGUGUAAUGAGCAACCACAUGUGGCUUCCUGUUACUGAACUCUCUAAUCAGUCCCCUCAUGUUCCUCUUGGAUUUAGCAGCAAAAGGAAAAGUGGGAAUGUCUAACUUCAGAUGCAUGGCGAAGAGGUUGUACGAUACCUUAACAUCUCAGGAUGUUGAUAGAGUUAGCAAGUAUCAUAUAUCAAAAGUCCCCACAAAGGCAUCAGUAUAGCAGCAGUAAUCUAUUCCCUGGUCAGAAUGAGUAAGGACCAGUUAGAAGAAUUAUUUUACUGUGGUGUCAACCUAAAAGUGUAAAACUCUUCUUAAAUUGGCUGCAAGUAAUUUCAUGUGAGGAAACGAGGCAGUUUCAUUUGUUGUGGUUUGCACGGUUUCCUGCACUGAUCGGAGAGAUACCUUUCCUUUUACUGCCCAUUUUGAGCUGAUGGAGACUUCAAAAUGAUGAGAGCUGAAACUGAAAUGAUCCACAGAAAUGUGUAGACUUUUCUGGCAUAGAAGAAUGAAAACAUGUAGUGUGUAUAUGUUAGUUGUCUUUAACAUCUUGGUUAAUUGCUUUACGCUGGCUAUGUCAACUCAAAGUUGUACUUAUUUCCAAACAGGAACCAGGUGAAUAGGUUCUCAAUUUUAAACUUUAAAACCUAAAUAAGGGAGCUGACAGGUCAGUAUAAUACAGGAAAUUCUUCUAAUGUUGCAUGCUGUCCUACCCUGCAUUCUGCCACUGCUUUUUUAUCCUGUUAACCAAAGGAAAAAAAAAAUGUAAAUAACAGUAUUUGGUAUUGUAUUCUUCCUAUUUUUGCCUGUACAAUUUAGGAGGGGACUGUGGUAUUCCCUGAGCUAAUAAUAGAUUGUAAAAGAACAUCUGCACAUCUUUUCUCCGUGUGCCCUAUUUGUUUAAUUGCAACAGACUUACAUAGAAAGAGUAUGAUACAUCAUAUCUAGGCAAUUAUUCAUUCUUCAUCACUGAGUUAUGGUUCUGGUAAUUGAUCUUUUAAGACAUAAGAAAGUCUAACAUUAGGAAAAUUAGAAACUGUUCAAAAAAGAUAAAUUAAUAUUGUUUUGUGAUAUUUGCAUAAUUGGCUGCAAUUAUUUAAUGUUUAAUCGGAUUGAUCAAAUGAGAUUCAGCCUUUCACAUGCUUAUGUUUUACAAACACUGGUACUUUAAAAUGAUAAUAAUGAACUCUUAAUUUUCAUAUGUUCUUUCUUCUCCCCUUCAUUCUUUUGAUUAUUAUUUUCAGUAUUGAGCAUGUCCUUACUUUUCAGUUUGGUGAGCACGAUUCAUGCAUAGGAAAGAAGUCCUUCAAAUGAGAGAACUUUUCAUGAGACCUGCAUUUCAUACAAGCUCUUCUGAUGCCAAGAGUUACGGCCUCAGCAACUGACAUUAACUAGAUUCUUAACUGCAAUAAGGGCAAAUUGACUGAGAAUUUCCAGUGACAGUCUCUGGUGAGAAUGCUAAUAAAGGUUCCUCCUUCAGGUAGAUAAUCUCUUCAGUCUGUAACAAUGCAAAGCAAAUGAUUUUUUGGGAUAUAGAAGGGAAGUCUGAUAAAACAAAAAUCAAGAUAGUGAGAGAUCUCUCUGCUCAGCCAUUGUUUACACCUGUUCAACUAUCUCAAGCCAAAAAGCAGUUAUCCUUUCUAGAUAAACUCAUGUUUAGGGCUUAUGUAAUUCAACAGAGAGAUAUCACUGAUCCUCUCCUGUAUACUUAUUUUAUACUUAUUUCUCCUCAGGUUUGAAGAGUGGUAAUUUAGAGAAAUGUGAUACUUGAGUCAUUUGGAGUGCAAGUUAUUUGAAAGGUCUGUCUAAUACAUGGUCUUCCAAGGAGGUAGACAGAAAAACAGCUGGGACCCAUCUCAUAGCUGCCUAAUUAGAGGAGGAGCCCUCUUGAAUUCAAUGACCUCUCCCAAACAAUCUGCAUAAUCUCGACAGACUGCUUAGUGUGAGCUGUCUAUUGAUAGUGCCUUGCAAUGAAAUAGGAUACAGAGGAGGUGGCACAGCCUGCCAGUCUGUGGCACACUGGCUCUCUCUGCAUGGGAUUCACCUUAGUGAUGCUAAGUUUUAAUGUUCUGGUGUCAGGCUCGUAUACUGAGAGGUGGGCAGGCAUAAAUGAUGGUUGAGCAUGCCCUGAGGUGGGUUGUUCCCUGCUGUCUUUCUCUCCCUUCCAAACAGACUUGCAGCCCCUUUUCCCCAGCCGCCUAUCAUGAUACCAUUUGGUCUCAUGUCUAACAGUGACCAUUUAAGCAAAUUUUGCACGUUCUUUUUGCUUUUAGCCAUAGUGGCCGUUUAAAAAAAACAACAAAGUUUUGUUCAUCUUGCAGGUGUUCAAGAUCAGAAUUGUACUUUGCCAUCUGCAUAUGUAAUUCCUGAAUAGACUACCACUGACUUUGUGACCCUGGAAAAGUUACCUAACUUCUUUGUAAAUGCAGAGUAGUAGUACUACCACUUAUACCACUUUUAACUCGAAUCCAAACUUUUGCAUAAAAAGUUAUUUUACUACAGACCAAAUAAGCUUUCCAGAAAGCUUUUUAAGCAGCAGAGAAAGAUACCAUGUAAAGUCCAGUAUUUCAAGGGUUGCUUUAGAGUAGAAGUAUCUUGAUUAUACAGGAGAAAACCAUUAUUUGAAUGAGAAAUAUGUUUAAGGUUUGCUGUAUGAACCCAUAAACAAGUAAAACAUGUAGUUCAGAAUAUAAAGGACCAUACAGAAAGAUCUUGAAAAGAGAAUUCACUGCCACCUCUCAAACAAUGCUAUCUUAUUGAGAAGUGAUGCUUGAAGGAAGUCUUGUACCUCUCAAUGCAGAGUCAUUAGAUUACAACUAUUCUACAGGUACGCUUCGUCAUGUAGCACUUGUGACAGACCUCUUUAUCAAUCUUGACUACAAAUUUUCUAAACUGCAGUAUUUAGCAAUUGGGGAGUGUCAGCUGUGUUUUACUGUAUUUUGUCACUGUCCUCAAGAUUUGGAAAAAUAAUUCAUAGGUCCUAAAUCAUUUAAGCUAAGUAACUUCUUAGUAAGUGUAUUUUUAGUCAUAAUGGCAAAAGAGAGGACUGAUAUUGCAUUGGUGAAAAAAACUGUUGUAGCAGUCCUUCUGUCUGUGCCUUCCUUUAAGUAUGAUGGUUAUUGGUGGGAAUUCCAGGAUAUUUUCCCUGAUUAUGCAAAAUCUGAGUGCCGUCUACAGCACAGUUGGCAAAUAUAUCCCCAACUCCAUAAACAAAACUAACUUAGCCAUUACCUUGAGCUAGAACAGUCAAGCACAUUAGGACUUAGCAGGUGUGGAACAACAUUGAAUUAGAGUGGUCAAGCCAUUGGAAUUAGUAGCUCAGAUAGAAACAAAUCUCACUAACCACGCUGGCAAGGUUAAUCACACCCAAAUAAUGGAUUUUAAAUUUGCUAGUAAUAACAGAAUGGCUAGAUCCUUGUCCCUCUAUCUGAACAUGAAUUUAUACCAUUUGCUUAUCUUAAAACUUAAUUUAUUCAGUCUGAUUUUUACCACAGUCCUAAAUUCUCAUGCCAUGCUUUUAAAAAGAGUCUUAAAUUUCAUGUUCCUAGGAGGAUCUUAAGGAAGAUUUAAGACCUUGAUAUAUAAUUUUCAAGUCUGUAAAAAAACAGCUGGAUAAAGUUAAGGUAGAAAAAGAGAAGGCAACUUUGUGGAAGAAAGUAACUACAGUGUUCCAAAUGGUUUCCCAACACUGAUAAUUCUUGGGUUUUUUACCAGAGAGGUAUGCAGGGGAUAGUACAUAAAAAAAGCGUACUUUUUUCUUUCCUUCUUUUUUUUCUCUCUCUCUUUUUUUUUUUCCUUCUUUUUCUAAGCAAGAGUUGGGAAGGUUUCUAAGAGCUGGUUCUCUUAGUAAUACUAAUUCUUUAUAGAACUUGAUUCUGUCAGGCUUAGAGCAGUCAUUUAAGUGUGAGAUGGAAGAUUUCAGAAGUUAUUUCACGUGGUACUAUCUUGCAUGAACAAGUUUUCUUUCAUUUUAUGAUCAAAGUGAUCAAGAUAUGAACAUGGAAUCUUUAAAUUUUGCACCUUUUAAUAAAAAAUUUUGCUUUUCAUUUUAGAAUUCUGAUACAGCAUCACUGAACUAUUAUAUUGAACUAUCAUGUCUCAGUAGGUUAUGAGAAGAAAGGAAACAUUCAAUUAUGUAAUCACCUUCUUCCUGUAUGGCAAAUCCCCUCUUCAUUAUGAUUUGGCCACCACAAGAAUUGUGACUUCUUCAGCUGAAAUAACAGGUUUUUUCUCUACUGUACCCUACUAGUGCACUCUCGGAUUUUUAGUAAGUACUAAGUGCUUGCAGCAAAUGUGAGAGCAAAAAGUGAAGUGAAAAGUCUUCUCUUUCCAGAACAGGCAUGCUAAGGAAGGAGAGUAAAAUUACUCAUCAAGUUGGUCAAGACAGGAGGUCCGAACAACUUCAUUACCGUUCUCAUUCAGUCCAAAACAGAGACUACUCACGUAUACCAAAUGUCUAGCAGGAUAGUAGAUUGCUAUUGCUAUUUAAGAUUGCUGUUAUUCAGUUACUUAAAUACAUAGAUCUAUGCUUACGUUUUCAUAACUUGGGCCUUAGUAUCUUGACUGAAAUCUGCCACGCACAUGUCACGAAACAGUAAAAUAAUAGAUCAAAACAAACAGGUAAAGCUCCAGAUAUCUAACAGUGAGAAACUGUUUUCUACAGGUCAGUGGCCUAUUCUCUUCCCAUAAUUUAUAUUCAUUUUCUAAUGGCCUGAUAGUUGACUAGAACCGCAAAUAGGAGACAAAUGCAUCAUUAACUCUGCUCUAUAGUUGAGGAUGUUAACGUGAAUCUAUUCCCUCCAUCUCCUGGGGAGACAGCUUGGACUCUAGCUUGGCCACUGUAGUAGAGAGUGACAGAAUGUAAAAUGUUCUUUGCCGUGAUGGAGACAAGAGUUUUAUCUGAAGCUAAUUGCAAACAGUUUCUGUUAAAACAAUAAAUGUGAAAAGACAUAUGGCCCAGCCUACCUGACUUUCAAGGCAUUUAGAAGGGUGCAGUAAUAGUUACUGGAAUUGUAGCGUAUAAGCAGUGGGAAGUUAGCAACUAAAAGAGGGAGAAGUAAACACCUCUGAAGGGUCUCUCUUUUCUCAAAUGUUAAAGUUAACUGGGUAUUUUACAAGGAUCUGAACAUAUAAAAGCAGUAAGGGACAGAUGUGUGAAAAAAUACUGGAUAAACUAAAGGAAACUCUACCUCAUUCUUCUCUAAAGGUUUUGUAGAAGCACAAUUAAGCGCUCCUAAUGGCAUUGUUAUGUACCGACCAUCUGGCAUGAAAGAAACACUUUAUAUUUGUAUGUCUAUAAAUCCUGUAAUAACUGUAUUUUGCUGGCAGUAGAAACAGUCUAUACUAUUUGCAGUUUUCCUCAUCAAAUCUGUAAUUACGCAAUGUUUCUGUCUCCAAUAAAGGAAUUUAAUGGGCA
This is a messenger RNA of Falco peregrinus (peregrine falcon), 9278 nucleotides long. It is a transcript of the gene BCAT1, whose product is annotated as branched chain amino acid transaminase 1. Gene Ontology annotation, molecular function: branched-chain-amino-acid:2-oxoglutarate transaminase activity. Gene Ontology annotation, biological process: L-leucine biosynthetic process; L-valine biosynthetic process. Bases 638 to 1858 code for a protein of 406 amino acids. The record is from RefSeq and is a predicted model, not a curated record. Gene Ontology annotation, cellular component: mitochondrion. Lineage: Eukaryota; Metazoa; Chordata; Aves; Falconiformes; Falconidae. The transcript has 12 exons.